Messenger RNA from Pseudophryne corroboree (corroboree frog), 1310 nucleotides. RefSeq names its product small nuclear ribonucleoprotein polypeptide A (gene SNRPA). Gene Ontology annotation, biological process: mRNA splicing, via spliceosome. NCBI's taxonomy places the organism in Eukaryota, Metazoa, Chordata, Amphibia, Anura, Myobatrachidae. Gene Ontology annotation, cellular component: U1 snRNP. The record is from RefSeq and is a predicted model, not a curated record. Gene Ontology annotation, molecular function: U1 snRNA binding. The transcript has 7 exons. The coding region runs from base 181 to 1029 and encodes 282 amino acids.
GCACCAAUCAGCAUCGUGCUAGUGUGUGUAGGGGCGUGGUCCGACUGUGCAGUAAGCGGUCUUCAGUCUCCCGCCGGCUCUCUCUGUUUCCGCUCUGGUUACUGUGCCACCGAGGCCUAGUGCUGACCCCGCGCCGUACACCGACUCCCACAGCUCCGACCGCACAGAGCCUCUGGUACAAUGGCCAUCCAGGAGACCAGACCCAACAAUACGAUCUACAUCAACAAUCUGAAUGAGAAGAUAAAGAAGGAUGAGCUGAAGAAGUCCCUGUAUGCCAUCUUCUCCCAAUUUGGGCAGAUCCUUGAUAUCCUUGUGUCUCGCAAUCUGAAGAUGAGAGGACAGGCAUUUGUAAUCUUUAAAGAAGUGAGCAGCGCAACCAAUGCCCUGAGGUCAAUGCAGGGAUUCCCAUUCUACGAUAAGCCUAUGAGAAUACAGUACGCAAAGUCGGACUCUGACAUCAUUGCCAAAAUGAAAGGUACUUUUGUAGAGCGAGACCGUAAGAGGCAGGAGAAGAGGAAGGUGAAGGCACCAGAGCCAGCAGCUGUCAAGAAACCUGUUCCAGGCGUACCUUUGGUGCAAGGCUUACCAGGGCAAAUGCCAGGAAUGCAGAAUAUUCAUGGAAUGACCCAGGCUCCACGUAUGAUGCAUAUGGCUGGUCAGACACCAUAUAUGCACCACCCGGGCAUGAUGCCACCUCCAGGAAUGGCUCCAGGACAGAUGCCACCUGGUGGCAUGCCCCAUGGACAGAUGAUGCCAGGACAGCUUGCACCCAUGCAGCCAAUUUCUGAAAACCCACCAAACCAUAUUCUCUUCCUGACCAACCUCCCAGAAGAGACCAACGAGUUAAUGUUGUCUAUGCUCUUUAACCAGUUCCCUGGCUUCAAGGAGGUCCGUCUAGUUCCUGGACGUCACGAUAUUGCUUUUGUGGAGUUUGACAAUGAAGUACAGGCUGGCGCUGCCAGAGACUCUCUACAAGGGUUCAAGAUUACGCAGAGCAACUCCAUGAAGAUUUCAUUUGCUAAGAAGUAGUCUAAAGUGUUUUGGGAAAUCUCUCUCAAGCUUCCGUUGGUCGUCUGGCUUUCAGAAAAACUCCAACUCGUUAUAUGGUUGGUUGAGUUAAAUACUGUUCAGACUCUUAACUGAUUUUUAAGUUUAUUGCUCUUUCAUCCAGCCUACUAAGUGGGUGAGUAUGGAAUGGUUUAUUUUAUAUUUUUGUAAUGUUAUGAGCAUGUUGAAAGCAUUGCACCCAGAGUCUGCCUGCCAGACAUUGUACCUGGAGCUUUUGAAUAAAAUCUUUUUCCAUUGAUUUA